Protomyces lactucae-debilis is the source of this 429-nucleotide messenger RNA. RefSeq lists its product as uncharacterized. Gene Ontology annotation, cellular component: Lsm1-7-Pat1 complex; P-body. Lineage: Eukaryota; Fungi; Ascomycota; Taphrinomycetes; Taphrinales; Protomycetaceae. The transcript has 3 exons. Gene Ontology annotation, biological process: deadenylation-dependent decapping of nuclear-transcribed mRNA. Gene Ontology annotation, molecular function: RNA cap binding. The record is from RefSeq and is a predicted model, not a curated record. Bases 1 to 429 code for a protein of 142 amino acids.
AUGGAUCCGCUGCAGAAUUCCCUCUUCACCACAAGUGGGGCACUUGUGAACUCUGUUGAUAAGAAGAUGGUCCUUGUUCUGCGCGACAAUACUAAGCUCUUCGGCAUCUUGCGCUCAUUUGACCAAUAUGGUAACUUGGUGUUACAAGAUUCCUUUGAACGAAUUUACGUAGAGGACUGCUUCGCGGAUAUCCCAAAGGGCGUCUAUCUUGUCCGCGGCGAGAAUGUCGUACUUAUGGGCGAGAUUGACAUUGACGAAGAGGAUAACAUCAAACAAAUAAGGAUAUCCAGGGACGAAGCCGAGAGCCGCUUGAAAGUGCAACUCAAGAGCAGACAGCAGAUCGAAAAGGGCAAGCGGAAAACGCUACACUCACUUGGCUUUGCCACGGACCCGGAAGAGAGCAAGGAGGACCUGUACAUGCUAUUUUAG